AUGUCCACUCAGUUAUCAGGAGACACAUCUGACUCAGCAACUGACGAGCAACUAAAAGAAACAAUUAAAGCUGCAUUUGGCACAAGCAUGCGUCAAUAUAAUUUUGCAGAAGUAUUUACACCGCCUAAGAACUAUGUUUUUAGUAGAGUUAAAUUGCAGUAUAUCCACUCACAAGUUGCAGAUGUUCUUGUUGAUAUCUUUACCAGGAUAUCUGAUAAUGCUGAUGAGACAAUCCAUCUACCCAGAAAGAAGAGUCAGCGCAAAGAUUGUAAGAAGUACAUCAUGCCAUCUCCCUUUCGUGAAACAGUGGUGAAGAGUUAUUUUCUUCCUCUUGGCUUUCAGUGCAACCGGAAACCUGAUGUCCAAAGCAGAUGUGAUGCUUCCAAUUGUGCCUUAACUGGAGAAGAACCAUGGCAGAUAUUCGAAGGCUGCUAGCAUUCAUUUCACAAUAAGUGCUUAGCGAGUUGUCAACACUGUUCUAUCUGCCAGGAUCACCUCAAGAAUGUAGUUGAAGGUCUCUCCACCUCAGCAAAUGCAAACUACUUGAGAGUCUUGAUGAUAAUGACGAGUCACGUGAAGAAAACAUAAAUAGUGCAGGUGAUGAUGAUGAUGAUGAUGAUGACACUAUUGACGAUAUCGAAGUAAUGCGAGAGACCAAAUACGAAGUUGUUGUGAGUCAUCUUAAUGAACAAGUCAUUAAACGAAGUCCACAACUUCCAUCUAAAACUGAAAUAGUGCAAGAAGCACCUGUAUAA
Molecule: messenger RNA, 755 nt
Organism: Paramuricea clavata
Lineage: Eukaryota; Metazoa; Cnidaria; Anthozoa; Malacalcyonacea; Plexauridae
Source: the annotation of a GenBank genome assembly